Messenger RNA from Carassius auratus (goldfish), 3678 nucleotides. RefSeq names its product cadherin-4-like. Gene Ontology annotation, cellular component: plasma membrane; catenin complex; adherens junction. The record is from RefSeq and is a predicted model, not a curated record. Gene Ontology annotation, molecular function: calcium ion binding; cadherin binding; beta-catenin binding. Gene Ontology annotation, biological process: cell-cell adhesion mediated by cadherin; cell-cell junction assembly; cell morphogenesis. Lineage: Eukaryota; Metazoa; Chordata; Actinopteri; Cypriniformes; Cyprinidae.
AUGAUAUGGAUUCGAUCGGACCAGGACAAAGAGAUUGAGAUCCGGUACAGUAUAACAGGAGCCGGAGCAGACCAGCCUCCCAAUGACGUCUACAUCAUUGAUCCUGGACAGGGGAAAAUGUCUGUCACUAAACCUUUGGACAGAGAGGAGAGAGCCUCCUACCACCUUAGAGCUCAUGCAGUGGAUAUUAAUGGGAACCAAAUGGAGCCUCCUAUUGAUCUGUACAUUUAUGUCAUUGACAUGAAUGACAACAGACCCGAGUUUAAGAACCAGGUCUACAACGGAUCAGUUGCCGAAAUGUCCAAACCAGGCACUUCUGUAAUGCAGGUAACGGCCUUUGACGCCGACGACAGCACCACGGCAAACGGGCUGGUGCACUAUCGCAUCCUGAGCCAGACGCCACACAUCCCCAUUCCCAACAUGUUUACUAUUAACGGAGCCACAGGAGAGAUCAGCACCAUCGCUACCGGCAUCGACAGAGAGAAAGUGUCUCAGUACACCAUUAUAGUCCAGGCCACCGAUAUGGAGGGCAGCCUGAACUUCGGCCUGUCCAACACCGCCACGGCCCUCAUUAGCAUCGCUGACAUCAACGAUAACCCUCCGGAGCUGGACUCAAAAACAUUCUUAGGAGAGGUCCCAGAGAAUGCUGUGGGUGUGGUGGUGGCCAAUUUGACAGUCAGAGACAAGGACCAGCCUCAUACACCAAAUUGGAACGCCGUCUAUAGGAUUACAGGAGGAGAUGCGAUGGGCCAUUUCGCUAUACGCACUGACGAGGUCACCAAUGACGGCAAGGUCAUAGUGGUUAAGCCGGUCGACUAUGAGAGGAAUGACGCCUUCACGCUGAUGGUGGUGGUGUCGAACCAAGCUCACCUAGCCAGCGGGAUCCCCUCCUCGCCGUCCUCCUCUGCUGCUGUUUCUAUCAAAGUACUGGAUGUCAACGAGGCCCCCGUCUUUCCUUCCAACCCUAAAGUCAUCCGUUUUGAAGAGGGGGUGCCUGCUGACACCACCCUCGCUACUUUUGCUGCACUGGAUCCAGACCGCUUCAUCCAGCAGACUAUCAGGUACUCCAAACUGUCAGAUCCAGCCAACUGGCUGAAAAUCAACAGGACCAAUGGAAGGAUUACCACCACAGCAGUGCUGGACCGCGAAUCGCCUUAUAUGAAGAAAAACGUGUAUGAAGCGACCUUUUUGGCCGUGGACACUGGUUCCCCUCCUGCCACAGGAACUGGUACUGUCCAGAUUUAUUUGAUAGAUGUGAAUGACAACGUGCCUGUCUUAGUUCCUCAAGAGGCUCUGGUCUGCGAGCGGUCACGACACGGAUAUCCAGUCAACAUCACAGCCUCCGAUUUAGAUUCAGAGCCCAACGCUGGCCCGUAUGUCUUUGAGCUGCCCUCUUACCCCUCUUCUGCCCGUCGUAACUGGACCAUUUCACGCCUGAAUGGUAAUUAUGCCCAGUUGAAACUCCGGAUCCCGUACCUGGAGGCAGGCAUGUACAGAGUUCCCAUUUUAGUUUCCGACUCGGGAAACCCUCCCCUGUCCAACACCUCUGUCUUGAAGGUGAAGGUGUGUCCCUGUGAUGAAAACGGAGACUGUACUGUGCUCGGGGCAGUGACUGUGGCCGGGCUGGGAACCGGAGCCAUCAUCACCAUCCUCAUCUGUAUCAUUAUACUGCUCAGUAUGGUUCUGUUCUUUGUGGUGUGGGUGAAGCGAAGGGAGAAGGAGCGUCAGACGAAGCCCUUAUUGAUCGACCCUGAGGAUGACGUCAGAGAUAAUAUCCUGAAGUAUGAUGAAGAGGGAGGAGGAGAGGAAGAUCAGGACUAUGAUCUGAGUCAGCUGCAGCAGCCUGAGUCUCUAGAUCACAUCAUGAGCAAGCCUGCAGGUGUGCGGAGAGUGGACGAGAGACCCGUUAUCCUAGAAUCUCAGUACCCUGUCCGGCCCACGGUGCCACACCCAGGGGACAUCGGGGAGUUCAUCAUUGACGGUCUGCGCGCGGCGGAUAAUGACCCCACUGCUCCUCCCUACGACUCCCUGCUGGUGUUUGACUACGAGGGCAGCGGCUCCACAGCGGGCUCCGUUAGCUCCCUGGACUCCUCCAGCUCUGGAGAACAGGACUACGACUACCUCAAUGACUGGGGUCCUCGCUUCAAAAAGCUGGCAGACCUCUACGGAGGAGGGGGAGAUGACUGAAGGUGGGAACUCGAGGAAGACGGGGGGGAACGGAGAGGGCCAGGAGAGACAAUUGGCUUCUCAGAUGUUUUAUUGAGAAGUCGCACGCCAAGCCUCCAAGUGGGCUGAUUAUCUCUCAACUAAAGUUCCUCUGCACGCUACGGAGGCAUCGAGAGGGGGAGGGUAUUGCCCUGCAGCCUGCUUUGGACCUUUGCUGCAAUCCACAAGUAUUUUACGGCUUUUUACAAUAUUUCGCGUUGUGGUUUCUUCAGUGUUGUUUUGUCACUCCUCUCGGACCACCUAGAGGCUCAAGAUGGAAUCCAGUUGCGACAACGAAUUCUCGACGUGUGGGAAUAAAACAAAAACGAGUGCGCACGCUCGUUUUUUUUGUUCGCUUUAUCACUAAAGAGAGUUCCACACACACUUUUUCUCUCAACUUGAAUUUCAGUAGAACAGAAGCACUGUUGUUGAUAAAGUGCCUUUUGUGGUGUGUUUUGUAUCGGACUCCUGCAAUCUCAGGGUCGGUUGCCAUUUUGAAAAGUUUCUUCUGUUGGGCACACACUCCCCAGUUCCUGUCCGCUCUUCUCGACUACCUUUUGCUUUCCUUUCAUCCCUGCAUUACCGGUGCAGAACGCCUCUUUGACUACUAUGUGGAAAACAAACAAAGGAAACAGAGAAUGUUUUGUCAAGACUUUUGUUGAUAAACACAGGACUCAUUUUCCCUUCAGAAAUCUCAUUCUCCCUUCAGAAAUUGGAGCGUAUGAAGUACAGUGAUCCAAUUAUAAAAAUCAUAAUUUCUUAAAUUUCUUUUGUUUUUUUUUUUUGUUUUUUUAACUUGACCGACCACGACCAUAUAAUGUUAUGUUGUGUACUGGUUGUGUAAAAAAAAAAAAAAAUCAAGGUCUUUAUUUUCUAAAAGAAGAAAAUAUAUUACUGGAGAAUGCCUUUUAGCUCAUACUCUUGCCUGCCUUGUACGAUUUUGUGUUGCGUUUCCGAAUUGUAAAGGUAAUUUAGGCAUGACAAGUUGCCAGACAGCGAGACUAAAAGUGAUGGCUGAAGAAACCCGACUCUAAAAGGAUUGCAUCAGAAGAAACCUUCUUUUUUGUCUUGAACAUUCCCCUUUUCUAACUUUAUAAGUUGAUUCAAAUAUUAGACGUGCAUGACUUCUUUCAAAACAAUGUCUCAAAUCUCUCGCACUUGUUCCUCUGUGGUCAGAAUGUGAAAAGUAGUUGGCAAAGAAUAUACACAAUACGGAAUAAAUAUAAUCUGAAAAAAAUAAAAAUAAAAAACAUACAAAAAAAUAUUCAAAAUGUUUAAAAUGCUGUAAAAUACUUAUUUUUGAAGUAUUAUUUAAAACAUCUGCUGCUCUUCAAGCUCCAAGUCGGGCUAAAUGACAGUGUCUGGGCCUAUUUGGUUUUUAUUGUGCUUGAAUGUGUGUGUGUGAGUGUGUGUUUGUCUAUAUCCUGUAGGAUUUUUUAAUUCUCUUUUUAUAUGUUUGUCUUUUGUAUUUUU